Molecule: messenger RNA, 2520 nt
Organism: Hypomesus transpacificus
Lineage: Eukaryota; Metazoa; Chordata; Actinopteri; Osmeriformes; Osmeridae
Gene: rangap1a
Product: RAN GTPase activating protein 1a
Exons: 16
Coding region: 125-1783 (552 amino acids)
Biological process (GO): nucleocytoplasmic transport; signal transduction; activation of GTPase activity
Cellular component (GO): nucleus; perinuclear region of cytoplasm; cytosol
Molecular function (GO): small GTPase binding; GTPase activator activity
Source: RefSeq, a predicted model, not a curated record
GUUGUGUGGUCUGGUUUGAAAGAACAGAGCGAGCGGGAGACAGCAAGUGUGUUAGCUUCGGCCUCAAACAUAGCACUCUUAACAACAGGGUUGAGAUCCAUAAACUUUUGCAUUUGGUGUUCCAAUGGCAACCGAUGCUGUAUCACAGUUGGCUGACUCUCUGGCCAAAACUCAGGUGGUUGAGGGAGAGUUGAGCUAUAAGGGCCAGGGGCGCAAACUGGACAAUGCACAGUCUGUGGAGGAAAUUGUUAAGGAGAUCCAGGACUUCCAGGGUCUUCAGGCUCUGAGGCUGGAGGGGAACACCAUUGGUGUGGAGGCUGCACAGGCUAUCGCUAAGGCUCUGGAGACAAAGAGCGAGUUUAAGUGCUGUUACUGGAGUGACAUGUUCACUGGCCGACUGCGUUCUGAGAUCCCUCCUGCUCUGAACUCCCUGGGCGAUGCCCUGAUGAAGGCAGGGGCCCGGCUGACCGUGCUGGACCUCAGCGACAACGCCUUUGGGCCGGAUGGGGUCAAGGGCAUCGAGAGGCUGCUGAAGAGCAGUGCCUGCCACACGCUGCAGGAGCUGAAGCUCAAUAACUGUGGCAUGGGCAUCGGAGGAGGAAAGAUCUUGGCUGCAGCAUUGACAGAGUGCCAUAAACAAUCCAGUGCCAAAGGUAACCCCUUCAGAUUAAAAGUGUUCAUCGCCGGACGGAACCGCCUGGAGAAUGAUGGGGCUACAGCUCUAGCCCACGCCUUCCAGUUGAUGGGCAGUCUGGAGGAGGUGCACAUGCCCCAGAAUGGCAUCAACCACCCAGGGGUGACAGCCCUGGCCACGGCCGUGCAGCACAACCCUGACCUCCGCGUCCUCAACCUCAACGACAACACCUUCACCAAGAAAGGAGCCAUCGCCAUGGCACAGGGCCUGAAACAUCUCCGCAGUGUCCAGGUGAUUAACUUUGGUGACUGCCUGGUGCGUUCCGAGGGGGCCAUUGCUAUAGCAGAGACCGUGUCAGAGGGCCUGCCCAUCCUCAAGGAGUUGAAUCUUUCGUUCGGGGAGAUCACAGAGGAAGCUGCUCUUGUAGUGGCACAGUCUGUCCAGGGCAAAGACCACCUGGAGAAGCUGGACCUGAAUGGUAACUGUCUAGGAGAGGAUGGCUGUGAAGCUCUGAGAGAGACCAUGGACAGCAUGGACAUGGGAAACCUGCUGGGAUCCCUCAGUGAUGACGAAGGGGAGCCAGAGGACGAUGACGAUGAAGACGAAGAUGAGGAGGAUGACGAGGAAGAUGUUGAUGAGGAGGAGGAAGAAGAAGAAGAGGAGGAGGAGGAGGAUGAAGAGGAGGAGGAGGAGAAUGGCAGUGUGAACCAGGUGUCCACCCCCCCGUCCGCCCCGCGGCCCCCAGACGUGUCCUCCUUCCUUAGCUUUCCUUCCCCAGAUAAGCUGCUCCGAUUGGGGGCCAAGAGGGCUGUUCUAAUCCAGCAACAGGUGGAUGUGGUGGAUGCUGGUAAGACUGCAGAGGCUUUCCUCAAGAUCGCUUCAGUGUACAAGGAGGAGGAUGAGGAGGUCAAAGCUGCAGUACUGGACAGUGUUGAUGCAGUUCUAAGAAAAGCGUUCUCCAGUCCUUCCUUUGUAGGCUACACCUUUGUAUCAUCUAUAUUAGUGAUGCUGGGACUCCUCAAGAGUGAAGACAAGGUGAAGCCGGUGCGCGUGGUGCCUGGUCACCUGCAGGCCCUGGAGCACGCUGUGCGUCAGGACUACUUCCCUAAGGAGCACAUCGCCGUGCUGGAGGCCUUCAUGUCCCGGUAAGGACGUGUGAGGGGCAGCGGCACAGCUCACAGACCCAGCGAGGCCCUGCAGUCGUGCUGCGGAGCCAGGACCUGCCUCCAGUCCACACUGCAGAGGGUCCAGUCUGAGAGCUGAGCCACACAAGACCACCAAUGCACAACCCACCCGCUCCACCUGGACUAAACCCCAACGAGGAGGGGCACUGAACACCGACGGACUGAAGAAUUUACACUCCGCUGACACAGAGGAGCGAGCCGACGCACACAAGGAUUAACCACAUUGAAGCACACUUCUGCUCUGAUCCCUGCCUUUGACAGAGAGGAGAUAAACAGACUUACACGAGCAUGGGAGCUAUAUCCUGGAUUUUUUUGUGGAAUAGAAUUUGGUUGUUAACUGUGGGACUGACUGACUGAACUUUUAGACACGCACACACGUUCUCACAGUGGGACACAACGAUGGUGGGAGUUUUAGAUUGUACUGUGGUGAGGUGGUGUGGACAAACUUCUGGUCUCCUGGUUUACUCCUUUAUUGUACUCACAAAAUACAUAUGAAAGGUUAAAAAAAAAAAAUGGAGAAAUGUUAGAACACAAGUCUGGGGCUACAGAAAGCAACAAAUCUUAUCUGUAUUAAUACAGUAGUAACAAUCAAAAGGGAAGAGCAGAAAAACUGGAUCUCUGCUUGUUAAUGUUGUUGAUCUGAUACAGUACUGAGUUGUAACCAGCUUGAAUAAUACAGACCUCAAAAUAAAAUAUAGUUCA